This is a messenger RNA of Thyridium curvatum, 1089 nucleotides long. RefSeq lists its product as uncharacterized. NCBI's taxonomy places the organism in Eukaryota, Fungi, Ascomycota, Sordariomycetes, Thyridiales, Thyridiaceae. Bases 1 to 1089 code for a protein of 362 amino acids. Gene Ontology annotation, molecular function: protein binding. The record is from RefSeq and is a predicted model, not a curated record. The transcript has a single exon.
AUGUUGAUCACCCAGUGGUGGACCAUGGUUUUCCGCGCCUCGGUUCAGGCUGCAAAUAUAUCCUCGCAUGCAAGAUACACGAUCAAUUCUCUUCGAAGUGAGCUGGAGCAACUAAGUGUGUCUGUAUCGGAACGGGCCUCCAAUCUGUUCGCCCAGGCUAUGACAACGGCUAGACAAUGCAAUGACAAGUCCUCGGAGGUCCUCCUAGUCCAGACAGCACUCCUGGGCACUCAAAUGCCAGAGUCAGCUGUGAAUUGCGACUGGGUUGCACUUUGUCACACCAAGUUCCAGCCUGGAUCCGGAUAUGCGUCACGGGAAGCCUCGUCAGGGCAGGCGUACUCGUUGAAGAUGCUCUCGAAAUCUAUCGACUUUCUCAUGGAAUCAGAACAGUGGCUUGCAGCAAUGGACAGUCAGAAACAUUUGAUACGCGUGGCUCUCAAAAGGCGACCUUUGGUGUCGAGGGUGGUUCCGGACUUUCCAAAGGAGAUUGCAAGGUACUUCCACAUCUCUCAGAAACUUCGCAGUGUCAUGAAGAAUUUGCCUGCCACCUUCUCCCUGGAACCCCCUCGUCGGCAGUUCCUAUGCCCGGAAAUUCACGACCUUACUCUGUUUGGGCCUGAUCUGGAACUCCUCGAUGACUUUGCGAAACGGAAGCGAAGCUACAUUAAAUCCCAAGAUUGCCUAGGACGCACGCUUCUCCAUCUUGCCUGUGAUCCUCCGAAUCCUGACCUCGUGUACAAGUUGCUGUAUUACGCAGUGAACUUGAACGCUCAGGACGAAUGUGGCCAGACUGCUCUGCACUAUCUCUGCAAUGGGACUAAGAAGGUCCCGUGGGGACCCUUGGCUGCUGGAGCAUCGAUACUGGAACAAGAAGAGGAACGGCGGCUACAGUCUCUGACUGCGCUUCUCUCAACAGCGUCAACAGACAUCGGAAUCAAGGACAAGGACGGUGCUUUUGCACACCAGUACGCUAUGGAACAUAAGCGGCAUGACGUGGUGCUGAAGAUCUGGGAACGAGGGCGAAGCUCGAGUGACGAGGCAAAGGUGUCAAUAAUCGCAUGUUAUAACGAGAUAAGCAAAGCCAGAUAA